Molecule: messenger RNA, 3554 nt
Organism: Phialemonium atrogriseum
Lineage: Eukaryota; Fungi; Ascomycota; Sordariomycetes; Cephalothecales; Cephalothecaceae
Product: WD40 repeat-like protein
Exons: 3
Coding region: 228-3356 (1042 amino acids)
Molecular function (GO): protein binding
Source: RefSeq, a predicted model, not a curated record
GCGUUUGGCAGACCCGAGAAGCCCCUCGAGUCCCGAACCCGGACCACAGUUACCCAUCUCAACACGACGCCCUUUGUUUCUCUUCGACACUUUCAUAUUGGCAUCUCUUUCGACUGCCUUCCUAGGACGUUUGAGUUGUCUACUUCAAAACAGCCACUCUUCCUCUUCAUCAACCCCCUCACUACCCGCCUCUCCCAGCCAUCGGGACUGGCUCCUCCGCUUUCGCCAUGAGUUCGCCGCCAGCGGUCCAGAAGACCUCGGAUGGUGGUAGAUCAAACCAACAAGUAGCCGUCCGAUGGGAUGACGAGAGCAACAUGGUUGGCCACGUAGCCCGGUUGCAGUUUGAGGUGGCCGAAUGUGUCGAGACCAAGACUGUUACCACUACGACUACCACCAAGCGAUCAUAUCCUCCUAUAUUCAUCAAGGAACCUCGUCCGCUGAGCUCUCUCGACUCAAAGGAGUACCCUCUGGCUUCGAGACCUACACCGCCCGAGUUGACUCGGUUCACCUUUGAUGUCGGUGAUCUGGGUGGAGAACCUUGGUCAUUCGAUGACGAGCUCCCUGCAGCUCAGGUACACCGUUCACAAAGCACCGAUUAUUCCAGUCUUGUCAAAUGCGAGCCUGGAAUCGACAGCCCCGUUACCGCCGACCAACCCCUUAGACUUCCUAACCCCCUGGCUGAGACCCAGAUACGGCGAUCGCAGAGGUCGAGCGCAAGAGCAGCCUCUCCUUCAUACAAUGUAGCCGCAAAUCGGCGUUCGCAGAAACACCGGGAUCACGGCCUUAGCCUACAUCAUGCGUUACCCGACAAACUACGCCGCGUAGCAGCCAACAGAUCGGACAAGGCCGGCAGGGUAAGCAGAGCCGCCUCGGCCUCAUAUCUGGCUACCCCGGACACAACCGAGGUCGCACCAGGAUUUCUAGAUCGGCCGGCACGACGAGAUCCCCAUCCUGACAGCAUAACCGAUGCGAGUGCCACACAAUCUGCAUCGACCUACGACGCAGCCAGCCCGGCAUCAAGCGAAUUACAUACGACCUUCGACAAUGUCGCAACGCCCCCAAUCACUGACGCCGACUUGGAGCCAUUCGGUGACGCCGAAGACUCUAUCCAGCACCCCAUUGCCGCGUUUCCGCCUCGACCCAGUCUCAACACUGUUGUAGCCCAGGAUGCGAGUCUUCCUAGCCCCAGACUCUCACCUACGCUGGCAGCAGCCCAACUCCACACGGCCCAUAAUAGCCCGGUUGGGGAUGAGGUGGAAGAGGAGGAGGAUGCCUUGUCUUUAUUUUCAAGGCAGCUUACAAGGGGAAACCGACGGCAGUGGCUGGACGAAAGCCAGACUACUGACGGCACCAUUUCACUGUUGGAUGGCAUCGUCGACGCGUCCCCGGUGCAGUAUAGAGAGCAUACCGAGGCUGGCAAGCCUAUUCGACAGAGCCUUGCCGAGUCCCGGUCGAUGAUUGAAACCUUCGACGCCAUGCCCAAAGAGUUCAAGUCAUUCAUGAUGUAUCAGUUUCUCCGACGAUGCCCGCGAAAGACUCUGCGCAUGGUCGCAGACGUCGUCAGUCCUGCUCUGAAGUGCGACUUCAUCAAGCAGCUUCCUAUCGAACUCGGCCUCCACGUUCUAUCCUACCUCAACCACCGCGAUCUCUGCCGAGCCGCCCAAGUUUCCAAGCACUGGCGGAACAUUGUCGACAGCAAUGAGACUGGCUGGAAGGAGCUGUUUGAUCGGGACGGCUUCAAGCUGCCUUCUAGCGAGCUUCAGAGGGCGAUAACACAAGGUUGGGGUUGGCAAGACCCUGUCGGCGUUGAGGGCUGCGAGCUUGACCUUAGCCUACAGAACAGGUUGACCUCGAGCGAAGCCGAACUCAUUCGGUCGGUGCCGAAGGCUGAGCUACAGGCGCCGAAACUACGGAGUUCGAAGCGCAAGAGGGGUUUGAACCAUAACCUGAGCUCCGAGCGAUCGAAGAGGCGGGCCAGCGCCCAGGAGGCGCCGAAAGACGAUCGUCUUUCUUCCAUCCCCAAGGUCCACAAGUCCGAAGGUCCUAUCUCGGCGGCCAACGCCGCGGCCGUGGCUGUGCCGGAGCCUCAAAUCGGACUACCGAGCUUGCGGAAGCUCCAUCUGUUCAAGUCGCUCUAUCGCCGACACCACAUGAUCCGGCAGAGCUGGACGAGCGGGAAGGUCAAACCCGGACACGUUGCAUUUGCAGCGCACCCUCGCCAUGUCAUCACCUGUCUCCAGUUCGACGACGACAAGAUUAUCACUGGCAGUGACGACACGUUGAUCCACGUCUAUGACACUAAGACCGGAAAACUUCUCAAGAAGCUCGAGGGCCACGAAGGCGGAGUCUGGGCGCUGCAAUACGAGGGCAACACUCUCGUUUCUGGAAGUACCGACCGCUCUGUGCGGGUCUGGGAUAUCGAGAAGGGACUCUGCACGCAGGUCUUCUACGGGCACACGUCUACGGUCCGCUGCCUACAGAUACUUAUGCCGACGGACACGGGCAGAGUUGAGAACGGCAGGUCCGUCAUGACGCCACCUCGGCCCCUGAUCAUCACAGGAUCUCGAGACAACCAGUUACGUGUAUGGCGCUUGCCCGAAGCCGGAUCGCGUCGUUACAUCCAGACAGGGCCCCCGGCCAACGACGCCGAGUGCCCUUACUUCAUCCGCAUCUUGUCCGGCCACACACACUCGGUCCGGGCCAUCUCGGCCCACGGCGAUAUUCUUGUCUCUGGUAGCUAUGACAGCACCGUUCGCGUCUGGCGUAUCAGCACCGGCGAGGCUCUCCAUGUGCUACACGGGCACAGCCAGAAGGUAUACUCUGUCGUGCUGGACCACAAGCGCAACCGUUGCAUCUCUGGGUCUAUGGACUCGUUGGUCAAGAUUUGGGACUUGGAUACAGGAUCAUGUCUGUACACUCUCGAGGGCCACACCUUGCUGGUUGGUCUUUUGGACCUGCGCGACGAGAGGCUUGUCUCUGCGGCCGCAGAUAGCACUCUGCGGAUCUGGGACCCGGAAACCGGCAAGUGCAAGAGCCAAUUGAUGGCCCAUACCGGCGCCAUCACCUGCUUCCAGCACGACGGUCGGAAGGUCAUAUCGGGGAGCGAGAAGACGGUUAAGAUGUGGGACAUCAAUACUGGCGAAUGCAUCCAGGACCUCCUCACGGGCCUCAAUGGUGUCUGGCAAGUCAAGUUUGACGGACGCAGAUGCGUUGCAGCCGUACAGAGAGACAACCUUACUUAUGUCGAGAUCCUCGACUUUGGGGCAAUCCGCGACGGAAAACCACCCGAGGAACUCGGAAAGCGAAAGUUGCUGAACGAAUCCGAGGUCCAGCAACUGAUGGCGGAUGAAGCAUGAUUGAUUUGCAGACACCGCACCCACACCCGCACCCGCUUCACCUUCAACGAAGUACGGCCAAAAUGAACAUAGGCUUGCAUAACCUAAGUUUACUAUCAUGGCAACGACUCACCGGCAUGGCAUAUGGAACAUGGAAGGCAUAGGAUAGGGUAUUUCAGCACACGACCGAAACCCAAAAAGGGGCAAAGGCCGGCCUUG